AUGUCAGCAUCUCCGGUACUUAUCCUCGACAACGGCGCGUAUGAAAUCAAAGCUGGUUUCUCUGGGAUUGAUUGGGACCCUCGGGUAACGAUACCGAAUUUUAUAGCACGCUCUCGCUCAGAAAAGAAGGUGUAUGUAGGCGAUGAAAUCGAUGGGUGUAAAGAUCUCUCGGGGAUUGUGUAUCGGCGGCCUUUCGAGAAGGGCAUGCUCGUGAAUUGGGACUCGGAAAAGGUAAUUUGGGAUCGCUUGUUCUCGCCAGCAGUGCUCGAUGUGAACCCACAAGAAACGUCGUUACUCGUGACAGAACCAUAUUUCAAUCUCCCCAACAUUUCCGAAACAUAUGACCAGAUGGUUUUCGAAGAAUGGGAGUUUCAAAGCUACUUUCGGACGACCCCUGCGGAUCUGAUACCGUAUGGCGGGCUCUUUGAGAAUGACCUCGGAAUCCCGCCACAAUGUACGGUGGUUGUAGACAUUGGAUACUCCUAUACUCACGUCGUUCCAAUAAAGGACGGUCAAAUUGUCUGGCAACAUGUCAAACGGAUCGACGUUGGUGGCAAACUCCUGACGAACCACCUCAAACACCUCAUCUCUUUCCGGCAAUGGAAUAUGAUUGACCAGACGCAUGUCGUCAAUGCCGUCAGAGAAGCGUGUGGAUAUGUCAGUAUGGACUGGAAGGGGGACAAUGAAAUCUGCAAGCAAAAUCCAAGAAAAAACGGUAUCGUCCAAGAGUACGUCCUACCGGACUUUUCAGCAGCUUCCACCUCCACCUCUCGCACAGGCUACAUCCGAUCCGGACCCAAUGCUUCCAUACCAGAAGAUGUUCACAGGGGUGAGGAUGUGGAUAUGGAUGGUGACACCAGAAUGGAUGGUGAAAGAAAACGGAAAGUGGCGGAAGAAGAGGAAGAGCAGGUUCUGUGGAUGGGGAACGAACGCUUUGCCGGGGCCGAGUUGUUAUUCAACCCUUCAGAUAUUGGCAAGUCGCAAGGACAAUCGUCAAAGUGA
Molecule: messenger RNA, 1002 nt
Organism: Cryptococcus wingfieldii CBS 7118
Lineage: Eukaryota; Fungi; Basidiomycota; Tremellomycetes; Tremellales; Cryptococcaceae
Product: actin-like protein ARP6
Exons: 7
Coding region: 1-1002 (333 amino acids)
Cellular component (GO): Swr1 complex
Molecular function (GO): nucleosome binding
Source: RefSeq, a predicted model, not a curated record